Talaromyces marneffei is the source of this 3519-nucleotide messenger RNA. RefSeq lists its product as uncharacterized. Bases 1 to 3519 code for a protein of 1172 amino acids. The record is from RefSeq and is a predicted model, not a curated record. Gene Ontology annotation, biological process: L-lysine biosynthetic process. The transcript is spliced from 8 exons. NCBI's taxonomy places the organism in Eukaryota, Fungi, Ascomycota, Eurotiomycetes, Eurotiales, Trichocomaceae. Gene Ontology annotation, molecular function: L-aminoadipate-semialdehyde dehydrogenase [NAD(P)+] activity; phosphopantetheine binding.
AUGACUGCCCUACCAGAUCCGACCGUUGACCUUGACUGGUCCGGCUAUGUCGGAUCAGUUCAAGAUAUUUUUGCACAAAACGCCAAAAGCCAUCCCGAUCGCACAUGCGUCGUCGAAACUGCCUCCGCUGAAGGCCCGGAGCGACGAUUCACAUAUAAACAAAUCUAUGAAGCAUCAAACACACUAGCCCACUACCUUCAUGAUGCGGGCAUCACCAAUGAUGAUGUUGUCAUGAUUUUCGCCCAUCGAUCAGUCGAUCUUGUUGUCGCUAUCAUGGGAACAUUGUCCUCCGCAGCCACCUUUACAGUCCUGGAUCCUGCAUAUCCCCCAGCCAGACAGAAAAUAUAUCUCGAAGUCGCCCAGCCUCGCGCAUUAAUCAACAUUGGAAGAGCAACCGAUGAAGCUGGUGUUCUUGCCCCCAUCGUUCGGAGUUAUAUUGAUGAUGAAUUGAAUCUCAAGGCUGAGGUGCCAUCACUUCGCCUCGGUGACGAUGGAACCCUAUCUGGUGGAGAGAUCGACGGAAAGGAUGUAUUUUACGAAGCUCGACAAAAGGCAUCCGCUCCUCCUCCUACUCAAGUCGGACCUGACAGUAAUCCCACAUUGUCCUUUACUUCGGGUUCGGAAGGACGACCAAAGGGUGUUUUGGGUCGACAUUACAGUCUCUGCAGAUAUUUUGCUUGGAUGGCCGAGCGCUUUGGACUGAGCUCAGAAAGCAAAUUUACUAUGCUUAGUGGAAUUGCGCACGAUCCGAUUCAGCGAGAUGUUUUCACACCAUUAUUUUUGGGUGCUCAAUUAUUGGUCCCCUCACGAUCUGAUAUCGCCCACGAAAGACUGGCAGAGUGGAUGGCCAAGUACUCGCCAACAGUGACUCACUUGACUCCAGCUAUGGGACAAAUUCUUGUCGGUGGAGCGAGCGCAACUUUCCCUAGCCUCAAGAGUGCUUUCUUUGUCGGAGAUGUCCUGACCACAAGAGAUUGCAAAGCGCUGCGAGCCCUUGCUGAAAAUGUCAAUAUCAUCAACAUGUACGGAACGACUGAAACGCAGCGUGCCGUGAGCUAUUACUGCAUUAAGAGCAGAGCCGAGGAUCCAAACGGUAUGGACCAUCUCAAGGAUACCGUUCCAGCAGGAACAGGUAUGCAAAAUGUGCAAUUACUUGUCGUCAACCGCGAAGACCGAAACAAGUUGUGUUCAGUCGGGGAGACUGGUGAAAUUUACGUCCGUGCAGCUGGCCUGGCUGAAGGAUACCGCGGUGAUCAAGCUUUGAACGAUCUCAAGUUCGUGCAGAAUUGGUUCGUUGACAACAACAAAUGGGUUGAGGCAGACCAAAAAAACAACAAAGGCGAGCCAUGGAGAAAAUAUUACAAAGGACCACGAGAUCGUCUAUAUCGAACUGGUGACCUGGGUCGCUACUUGGAAUCAGGCGAUGUCGAAUGUACCGGCAGAGCUGACGAUCAGGUCAAAAUCCGUGGCUUCCGAAUUGAACUCAACGAUAUUGACAGCAACUUGAGCCAAAAUCCCAUGAUUAGAGACUGCAAGACCCUUGUUCGAAGAGAUCGAAACGAGGAGCCAACACUGGUCAGUUACAUUGUACCGGAGAUGAAACUAUGGCCACAAUGGCUAGAAUCUCAUGGUUUGGAAGACAUUCCCGACGAGGGUACUGAUUUUGGUGUCACUAAAGUCUACCUCAAAAAAUUCCGAGCAAUGCAGACCGAGGUCAGAGAUCAUGUCAAGGGCAGACUCCCCAGUUACGCAGUACCCAGUCUCUUUAUCUUCUUGAAGGCGUUGCCAUUGAAUCCGAACGGCAAGGUCGAUAAACCGAACCUUCCUUUCCCCGAUAUUUCCGAACAGACAGAGGUUGCCUCUGCUGAAGAUAUCAAGCGAUGGGAGUCUCUGACAGACACUGAAAGGACUGUCGCAACAAAAUGGGCUACUCUGGUUCGCGGUUUGAACGAAAAGAAAGUAUCUCCCGAUGACGAUUUCUUUACUCUUGGUGGUCACAGUUUGUUGGCGCAGCAGAUGUUGCUUGACAUUCGCAAGGAGACUGGAGCACAGGUUUCGAUCAACACCCUUUACGAACACUCGACAUUGCGAGCUUUCAGUGCUCAAAUCGACAGGCAACUCCGUGGAGGAGAAACCCAAGAAGAGAGCCAAGAGGAUCCCGCUUAUGCAAAGUCUUUGGACCACUUGCUCACGACACUGCCGGAGAAGUUCCAAACCGCUGACCCAUCUACCGUACGAGCAUCUGCAAAUCCGACAGUUUUGAUUACCGGAGCAACUGGUUUCCUAGGAGGCUUCAUCAUCAAGGAUCUUCUCGAGCGAAACACACGACAAUUCCGUAUCAUUGCACAUGUCCGUGCUAAGGAUGCGGAAUCUGGUAUGGCACGUCUCGAACGUUCACUCAAGGGAUACGGUCUAUGGAAAGACGAGUGGAAAUCGCGCAUCAGCUGUGUUGCAGGAGAUCUUUCUAAGCCGCAGCUAGGCCUGAGCGACGAGGAAUGGCAAAGAUUGGCUCAAGAAGUAUCCGUAGUCAUCGCCAACGGUGCUACAGUCCAUUGGGUGAAGCGUUACCAGGAAAUGAUGGCUGCUAAUGUCCUGUCAACCAUUGAAGCUAUGAAGCUUUGCAACAUUGGCAAGCCCAAGAUCUUUACAUUCGUGUCUUCUACCAGUGUACUUGAUACCGAACACUAUGUUACUCUUUCUGAGAAACAAAUCGGCACUGGCGAGGGUGCUAUAUCUGAGGAAGAUGAUAUGCAGGGUAGCCGUCGCCACUUAGGCACUGGUUAUGGUCAGACUAAGUGGGUUUCUGAGCACCUUGUUAGAGAGGCAGGUAAGAGGGGUCUUCGAGGUUCCGUCAUUCGAGCUGGAUAUAUUCUAGGAUGUUCCCAGACUGGAACUUGCAACACCGACGAUUUCCUCAUCAGAUUCUUGAAGGGAUCUAUUCAAUUACACUCUCGCCCUCGCAUCGUCAACACAGUCAACUCCGUCCCAGUCAACCACGUCGCUCGCGUCGUUGUGGCAGCUGCCCUCAACCCUCUAGAAGGCGUCAAAGUCGUUCAUGUCACCGGCCAUCCCCGACUCCGCAUGAACGAAUACCUCUCAAUCCUCGAAUACUACGGUUACGAUGUUCCAGAAAUCAGCUACGAAGACUGGAAGCACGAUCUUGAAAAAUACGUUUCUGCCGGUGGCCAAGAAAAGGAUCAAGAACAGCACGCUCUCAUGCCACUGUUCCACUUCUGUGUCAACGAUCUACCAGGAAAUACCAAGGCGCCCGAACUCGAUGAUCGGAAUGCAGUCAAGAUUCUCAAACUGGAUGCAGACCACUGGACAGGCGUUGAUGAGAGCGCCGGUUACGGAAUUAGUCGCGAGGAUGUUGGUCGUUAUUUGCGGUAUUUGUGUGAGACUGGUUUCAUUAGCUGGCCUACGGGAAGAGGUCGACCACUUCCAGACAUCCGUCUUACUGCCGAUCAGCUGCAGGUUGUGGGAGCCGUUGGAGGUCGUGGUGGUGGUGUUUCUCAGUAA